Molecule: messenger RNA, 1705 nt
Organism: Corythoichthys intestinalis (scribbled pipefish)
Lineage: Eukaryota; Metazoa; Chordata; Actinopteri; Syngnathiformes; Syngnathidae
Gene: mthfsd
Product: methenyltetrahydrofolate synthetase domain containing
Exons: 8
Coding region: 134-1561 (475 amino acids)
Cellular component (GO): cytoplasm
Molecular function (GO): RNA binding
Source: RefSeq, a predicted model, not a curated record
GCUUCGCCGUACAGAGCAUAAACAUGGUCACGCAGCUGUUCCUGUCCUGUUACGUUACUUACUGAUCUCACGUGUAAGCUGCUACUCCAAAAGAUUCUAGUUUCUACGCGAAUUAUUUACAUCACAUAAUAUAAUGGAGCCUCUCAUUAAAAUCAAUCCAGGAGCAACAAAAUGGGACAUUCGUCAGAAGAUUUGGGACUACAUCGAAGACAAGAAUCUGGCCAAUUUUCCUAGGCCCGUUCACAACAGAAUCCCCAAUUUUAAGGGGGCUUUCACUGCUUGCCCCAAGUUGUCUGAGCUGGAAGUAUUUACCCAGACAGCUGAGGUGAAGGUGGACCCCGAUAAACCUCUUGAGGGGGCUCGACUAGCAGUGCUUCAGGCACAGAAAACUUUGUUGGUCCCAACUCCUCGUCUUCGUUCCGGCCUUUUUAACAAGAUAGUCCCCCCACCGGCAGCCAACAAAGAAAAGCUGCGUGUAUGCUCUUCCUCUCAGGGCGUGAAAGAGUUCAGUGUGCCAAUCGGCCUGGAUGCCAAAGUCAAGGUUGACCUUGUUGUUGUUGGCUCGGUGGCUGUGUCAGAGAAUGGUUUCCGCAUUGGAAAAGGGGAGGGCUUUGCUGACCUGGAGUAUGCAAUGAUGGUCUCAAUGAAAGCGGUGGACGAUUCAACAGUGGUGGUCACUGUUGUCCACGACUGUCAGGUUGUGGACAUUCCUGAAGAACUCAUGGAAAGACACGACCUGACAGUGGACUACAUACUCACUCCAAGCAGAGUCAUUAAGACAAACUGCCUGCUUCCCAAACCACAAGGAAUCAUCUGGACUAAGCUGUACCCUGAAAAGAUGGAGAAGAUCCCCAUCCUGAAGAAACUCCUGGCUCUGGAGGAGCAGGCGGGGAAGGACGUCACGCUGGGGGAGGCACCUCCUUCGUCCGAGCCUCUUCCGCAAAGCGAUGCCCCCAAAAAGCAAAGCCGACGCAGGCCGAGGCAGAAAUCAGCCCGUCAGAAUGUCCAGGAAGAAACCAUGGAGGAGAAAAGUGUUGAACCGGAAGGGAACGCCAGACAGCGUCCCGCUCGAGUAAGGAAAGAAAGUAGAGGAAGUGAGGGUGAGGUUGCUGAGAGGAGGAAGAGAAGGAAGGGACAAACUGGAAAAAAUACAAAGGAAAAGAAUUCGGAGGAGGCAGGAGGUGAAGUUCUAAACACUAGUAAGACCCCACUCAGUGUCACCACGGUAUAUCUGGGCGGUAUCCCCACUGGGUUGCGCGUCAGCGAGCUGAAGACGUCCCUUCGAGAGAGAGAUGCGGCGCCGCUUCGACUCACCUGGCAGGGAGCUCAGCACCGCGCCUUCUUGGACUACAGCAACCCAGAGGCUGCCGAGAAGGCGCUGGAGGCGCUACAGGGGCUCAGCUUGAAUGGGCACAGUGUGCAGGCCGAGCUGGCAAAGAGCCAGCGCCGCAGCAAGAGACCCGGCCCUUCCAAUCGCAAACCCAAAGCCACACCGGCUCCAACAUCUGACAUGGAAGUAGCUGAUUCUAAGCAUGGAGAGCAAAAGCAGACUGAGCAAUAGAAACAGAAGAAUAACUCCACUAACCUUGAAAUGCCUUAUAACAGUUUGGUUUGGUAACUGUAGAGACACAAUUUUAUAUUAAGCAAAAUCUGAAUAAAAUAUGCAACAUUAGUACAUCAAAAUGUGAAGACUUUCCCUUAUUUA